GGGCGGGGCGUAAACCGGAACCUGACGGCGGGUUCCGCCCUCGCGCUGGGGAGGAGUCCGGGAGCAAACUGAAGCCCCUUUCACACCCUUCUCGCCCUCCCUACCGACAACAUGCUCCAGUUCCUGCUUGGAUUUACUUUGGGCAACGUGGUUGGAAUGUAUCUGGCUCAGAAUUAUGACGUAAGUAGCCAUAUUUAUUUUUUUUUUAUUAAGAUGCCAAACCUGGCCAAAAAACUUGAAGAGAUUAAAAAGGACCUGGAAGCCAAGAAGAAACCCCCUAGUUCCUGAUGUCUGCCCAGCACUGCACUCUGGACCCAAGUUCCCUCCUUCAUAGCCGCAUCCCAAAGCUGUGUUCCUCCUCAGCCUCAGACCUUGCCUGUUGCCUUAGAACCAACAUGGGGCCAGAAGUCAAGGUUACCAGCAGCUUCCCUUCCUCCUGUAACUUCCGUCCAGCUGCUUCUGAGUCCUAAGACUGGAAUAUGGUGCUGGGUUAGCAAUCACAAUCUUCAUUAGUGUUCACCCACCUGUCCUCUGGGAGCUACCCCCUGCUGUCAAGAGAAGGAUGAAUGGAUUCGGAUAGCUGAUUUCACCCUCUAGCAGUUACAAUAGGAGUGUGUUACAUGUUUGUUACUAAAUUUUGUUGUCAAAGUAAUUAAAAUCAAUACGUUCAAGCCA
Molecule: messenger RNA, 675 nt
Organism: Microtus oregoni (creeping vole)
Lineage: Eukaryota; Metazoa; Chordata; Mammalia; Rodentia; Cricetidae
Gene: Stmp1
Product: short transmembrane mitochondrial protein 1
Exons: 3
Coding region: 112-288 (58 amino acids)
Source: RefSeq, a predicted model, not a curated record